Molecule: messenger RNA, 2202 nt
Organism: Saccharomycopsis crataegensis
Lineage: Eukaryota; Fungi; Ascomycota; Saccharomycetes; Ascoideales; Saccharomycopsidaceae
Product: alpha-mannosyltransferase
Exons: 1
Coding region: 1-2202 (733 amino acids)
Biological process (GO): protein O-linked glycosylation
Cellular component (GO): Golgi apparatus
Molecular function (GO): alpha-1,3-mannosyltransferase activity
Source: RefSeq, a predicted model, not a curated record
AUGGCCUCAGUACUGCGAUUCUUUCUAAGGCGGUCCUUUCCACUACUAGUUAUCGUCUUGCUCCUCGCUAUUCAACUCAUAUAUACUAGUUACAGCUCAUCGUAUUCGCAACGUCUUCGGACUCUCACUAAUGAUUAUUUAAAGGUGUCCUCUGAGGAGCCCCACCACGAUUCCAACGCCACUUAUGACGAUGAUAUAUCUGAACUGCCGGAGAAAAAUGUUGCCAUAUUUGACAAGCUCAACCAUAAGAACCUUGCGUCCAUGGUUGAUGCCCAUGGCUCAUCAGUGAUAAGUCGUCCAUUAAAAGACAAGUGCAACUUAUAUUUUGAGCAGCUUUAUGAAGAAGACUCCGAUUGGAAAAUCGGUAAUGAGUGGAUGGAGAAUUUCAAUAAAGAGUUAUUUGAAAGUAAAGACCGUUGGAUUGAGUCCCAACUUCGGAAGUUAGAAGCUACUCGUCGUGACAAAUUCGAGCAUGAAAAUGGACACGAUUCUGAAACACCAGAGCUGUGGACGACUGAAUCAGAUGAAAAUCACCUUGAAUUGAAAUAUUAUGCGGAAUUGGAAAAGGGCUCAACGACCCAGUAUACCAUGAUCAAUGAAAUUCACCGUUUAGCAGUGUAUCAAGCAUGUUUUGGUAACGAUGACAAUUCUUCCAGUUAUCAAGCAUUCUUGGAUGACAAUGCUAAUGGUAUAGAAAAUCGCAAUUAUCGCAAUAUUGAAACGAAAAUGUACGGCUGGAUAUCUAGAAAAUUGCCGAUCUUUGUGCACUGGACUGGGGAACAGACUUUAGGACCUCCAACCACCAUGGAAAGCAAUCAUCAAGGAACCAUGAACAAUUUAGAUGAGUCAAUGUUUGACAACAAGUUGAAGUUAUCUUCUAAUAUCGAUGUGGGGUACAAUGAAUCGUUUUUCAAUCAUUUACGCUCAGGAUUUAGUGGUCGGGGUAUUGUAAUGUCCAGUGCUGAUAAAUUCUUUGACGAUACUUUUGCCCUCAUCAGAGCUUUAAGAGCUGUGGGAAACACGAUGCCAAUUCAAAUUGUUCACAAGGGUGAUUUAUCUCCAGCUAAUCAGCUUGAGCUUGUCAAAGUGGCUAGGGAAAACUCAAUUGAAUAUCCAACUGCAGAUUACUCCAAGUUGGAAUCAUUGGCUAGAAAUAACCACGAUAAUUUUCGAUUUAGUAAGAAUUUCCCAAAACAAGAUCUUUGGUUUGUUAACGUUGAUAGAUGUAUUGCUGACGAUUAUAAAGAAUACUUUUCCUCUUACACCAACAAGCUCUUGGCGUAUAUUUUCAAUUCAUUUGAGGAGAUGCUUCUUGUCGACUCUGAUAUUGUUCCUUAUGUCAACCCAAGUUAUUUCUUUGAGACUUCUCAGUACGUUAGCUCACAUUCCUUGUUUUAUAAGGACCGGAGUCAUGAUGAAGAAAUUUCUGAAACCGAUGUUGAUUUUUUCAAAGCAAUGUUGCCAACUGAACUCGAAAAUUGGAUGUUUGGCAUCAAUGCUUCCACUGACAAAACUUUGAAAAACCGAUACAUGGGAAGUCGUUACAAGCAUUAUAUGGAAUCAGGAGUGGUGGCUAUUAACAGAUUAGAGUAUUGGGCUGGUAUUCCAAUCUCUGUUCAAUUAAGUUUCUGGAAACCAGUAAUGGAACGAGUGUGGGGUGACAAGGAACUCUUUUGGCUCUCCCAAAGCAUUGCUGGCAAUGAAAACUACGAAUUCAAUAAAUACCAUGUGGCUGCUGUUGGACCACUCACGAAGGCUGAGAAUCGUAAAGAUCUUAAGGCAAAAGAGUUGUGUGCCACCCACCCGGGGCAUAUUUCCAGCGAUGAUGAUUCUCUUGUAUGGAUCAAUUCCGGGGUCACCACUUGUAAACGUACCGAUGCUUAUGAGCGUGAUUUCGAAUCUCAACGAGAGAAGAAUGGGUUCCAAACUAAAGAAGAGGUGCAGAAGUUCUACCAAGGGACAUUGAAGAUCACUGAUGCCAUCAUUCCUCCUGCCGCGCCAGAAAUUCACAAUGAACUCGGUGAGCCUUCCAAGGGUUGGCUUCCAAGUGAUAUGUGCUGGGGCUAUUUUUGGUGCGCCUACAGUAGCAUAGGGGGUAGUUCUUUGCCAGAACAUCAAGGGUUGGUAUUCAAAUUCGAUGAGAAUAGCGUCCUCUGGCACGACUAUAUAAGCAAGAUAUAUAUGGGAAUUACUAGUGAUUAG